This is a messenger RNA of Paramisgurnus dabryanus, 936 nucleotides long. It is a transcript of the gene rln1, whose product is annotated as relaxin 1. Gene Ontology annotation, molecular function: hormone activity; G protein-coupled receptor binding. Lineage: Eukaryota; Metazoa; Chordata; Actinopteri; Cypriniformes; Cobitidae. The record is from RefSeq and is a predicted model, not a curated record. Gene Ontology annotation, cellular component: extracellular region.
UGCGCGCGCGCGCGCGCGCGUGUAUUUAAGUCUGUGUGAACUGAUGGAGAAUCAUCAUCAACAGUAGGUCGUGGAUCUUCAGCACACUUCUUACUUGUUUUACUUCUUGUACUUUGAUGAAAAUGUAUCGGGUGUUUUCUGCGCUUCUGCUCGUGUGCGUGUCUUGUGUGUGCGCGAGCGCGUACCGGGCGGAUUUACCAAAAGAUUUCGGGGUGAAACUUUGCGGUCGCGAGUUCAUCCGAGCGGUUAUCUUCACGUGCGGAGGAUCCCGAUGGAGAAGAUCAACAUACAAUGAUAUCUCACUGGAGAGACGCGAUGACUUUAGCCCGAGUGAAGACGCGUCGCUGCUGCGGCUUCAGACAGACGCGCGCAUUGGGACGCUCUUCUCCUCGCGAGCGGAGCGACGGAAGCGGAAUUUUUCGCUCGGACUGGCGGGAUUGUGCUGCAAUCAGGGCUGUACGAAAUACGACAUCGGCCGCCUGUGCUGAGACAACGAGUCUGAUCUGAUCUACUAUUAUUUGUUUUUAUUUCUUUCAUAUGAAAACGUGAAUAAAUGUUGAUGUCUUUAUUGAAGCUGUCAUUUGUUACAGAUUAUUGUUUGUUCACACGAGAGGAUGUGUGCGUUAAACCUGUAGCUUUACUGUAUAAACUAAAGUAAAGAAUAACAAUGUGAACAAUAGUUGAAAAAAAGUUGAAAAUAUAUUCUGUUUACAGUGUAAAUUUGCUAGUAAUGGUAAAAAAACCUCACAAACUUUUAUUGACACCUCUCUUUCCGAAACUCCGAAGAUGUCCUUGUGCCUGCGGUAUGAAAGGUUUGUAAACUGUUUAAACCAGAUAGAUAUGACGUCAUCUGAGUUAUUGUAUAUUUUAGUGAUUUUCAAGUAGAAUGUAUAUAAAUAAUAAAAAAAUCUGCAUAAAUAAAAAAUAUAUAUAUUA